Morchella importuna is the source of this 1308-nucleotide messenger RNA. RefSeq lists its product as uncharacterized. The coding region runs from base 1 to 1308 and encodes 435 amino acids. The transcript has 9 exons. The record is from RefSeq and is a predicted model, not a curated record. Lineage: Eukaryota; Fungi; Ascomycota; Pezizomycetes; Pezizales; Morchellaceae.
AUGGAUUUCGGCAUUAAAAAAUCAAUUGUUCUAGAAACGCUGAUCAGGGAUGAAAUUAGCUGCGAAUCACCAUAUGAGACACUAAGACAAGAAAGCAAGAAUAUCUCCCGAGAGCAGUAUCACUCGAUUCCCACCCCGAUCUCUCCGUUAGGGAGAGCCCCCAUGAGGCUAUUUCCGGCGCUUGCUGUCAAUUCGAAGAAGAAGAUUAUUAUCGAGUUUCCAUCAUCGUCCUUUCGGCAUAUCGUUGUUAAAAGUCUAAUCCCUUCAAUCUUCAUCCGGCUUGGUCGAGAGACCCGAAGCUUGUCAUUCCAAGAAACCAUUGCUCAAGCCCCGUGGAAUAGAAGUUUGAGAAUAGCACACCACAUUCGUUUUAUCGCUGAUCAAUCGUGGCUGCUCUUUGAUCUCUCUAUCAACAUAGAUAAGAGAACAGCAAUUUUGGAGGAACGGCGCCAUGAAGUUGUGAUAUUAUCUCGAUAUGAACGGCCAGAUAUGGUAGAUCAAGGAUUCAUAGUUAUUCGUGUCGACUACCAAGUUCCAGAAUCGCUGGUGACGGCCUUGUCUGGCGUUGAUACCGUUAUAUCAACCGUGUCCAAAGAGCCUCAGCUCAUACUCAUAGAUGCUUGUAUAACCGCAGGUGUUCGCCGCUUCGCCCCAGCAGAGUUUGAAGGUGUACCUUCCGCACGCCCCAUCAUCGAACCAUGUCGAGACAGAAUCACAACGCUGAACCGACUCCGAGAGGUGCAAGGUCAAAUACAGCCAACUGUCUUUUCGUGUGGUUUCUUCUAUGAGUGGUUUUAUCCUGGAGGACUUAUCAAUUCCGGGGCCAGUAUGGGGACCACAUGUCAGGUGGCUGGAUUUGGGCAAGCUGGGUCGCUUUUGGCGGACAUAGAUAAAGGAAAGGCGAGGAUUCCUGUUCUCGACAACGCAGAUACCGACAUCUAUAUUUGUCUUACUGCUGUAGAGGAUGUAGGUAGAUUUGUGGCCAGGUGUCUGGAUAUUGAAGACUGGCCAGACCAGUUGAGGAUGUGUGGAGAGAGGUUGACGCUCUCGGAGCUUGUGAAAACUAUUGAAGAGAUUAGAGGACAAGCUUUAGAUGUGACCCGCCUGACAAUCGAUGACCUUAAUGAUAAAUUCAUGGACGCUGAGGAAGUUCAGGAUUCAGGCGAAGCGUUUCAGCUCGAGGUUAUGAUGGCGGUUCAUAGAGGGGAAUUCGAUUUUCCUAUGGCAAACGUCAACAAGAUGUUUCCUAAGUUUAAGCCGAUACCACUGAAGAGCUGGCUUCAGGAUCUCUGGGGUGAAAUGAAAUGA